GUUGGGUGCACUUUUUGGCGACCAUGGCGACGACGACACCCGUGCUGGCUGCUCAUGCGACAGAGGAGACGCUUUCUCGCCACGCUUUGGGCGUCUCUCGCCGAGAGUCUGUGGACUUUGCGCGGUCGAUCGAGACCAAUCUCAUCUCGGACCCCGUGACCCGACGCCUGAGCAAACUCAGUGUCUCGACCGAUGCGACGACGACGACGACUGCUCCGGCGCACAGCCCGUCGGACUUCGAGCUGCUUUGCGUCAUUGGUCAAGGCGCGUUCGGCAAGGUCAUUCAAGUGCGGUACACACCAACGGGCGAGAUCUACGCCAUGAAGAUCGUCAGCAAAGAGUAUCUGGUCAAGAAGAACUCGAUCGCCAACAUGCAAACCGAGCGCGACAUUAUGACCAAAGUCAGCCACCCGUUCCUGAUUUCGCUCCAAUUUGCGUUCCAAACCACCGACAAUGUGUUCCUUGUCAUGCAGUACGUGCCCGGCGGCGAGCUCUUUCACACGCUGAGCAAGCAAGGUCUCCUCCUCGAACGGACAGCCUGCUUUUACGCAGCCGAGAUGGUCCUCGCGUUGGAGUACCUCCAUGGCAUGGGCAUCAUCCAUCGAGAUUUAAAGCCCGAAAACAUCCUCCUCGACGCCGACGGCCACGUGUGCCUCACCGACUUUGGCUUGUCCAAGGAACUCCCUGAAGCCAACGAAGCCAACACCGUCUGCGGCACCAACGAGUACAUGGCUCCCGAGAUGAUCCGCGGCAACGCGUACAACCACGCGGUCGACUGGUGGGCCCUCGGCGCGCUCAUUUACGAGAUGGUGACGGGGUACCCGCCUUUCCGGCACAACAACCGCAAGAAGCUGCUCGAGAAAAUUCUCCAGGAAAAGCUCAAGCUGCCCAAGUGGCUGAGCCCGGACACGCAUUCGAUCUUGAAGCAGCUCUUGGAACGCAACGUAGAGAAGCGUCUCGGCUCGGGCAAGUCGACCAUGUUUCAAGUGCGCGGUGUCGCGGCCAUCAAGAAGCACCCGUUCUUCAAGGACAUCGACUGGGGGCUCCUCGAGCGCAAGCGGAUGACGCCGCCCGUGGUGCCAUCCGUGACGAACUCCCUCGACACGAGCUGCUUUGCCGACAGCUUUACCAAAAUGAAGGCGACGAUCGAAUCGGGUGGCGCCGUUGCGCCCGAGUCGCCUCUCUUUCGUCGGUUCUCCUUCACGGCCGCCGACCGGCUCCCGACAACUAACGACGUCGACGCGUGAACCGACCCACUUCGAUUCCCGCGACGGCACACGUUUUUAUCC
Messenger RNA from Saprolegnia parasitica CBS 223.65, 1289 nucleotides. RefSeq names its product AGC protein kinase. The record is from RefSeq and is a predicted model, not a curated record. The transcript is spliced from 10 exons. Lineage: Eukaryota; Oomycota; Saprolegniomycetes; Saprolegniales; Saprolegniaceae. Gene Ontology annotation, biological process: protein phosphorylation. Gene Ontology annotation, molecular function: protein serine/threonine kinase activity; ATP binding. The coding region runs from base 24 to 1247 and encodes 407 amino acids.